AUGCUUCGUCGAGGCGUUUGCCGGAGUAUCCCACUCUUGGGACCCACGUUUACCGAGCUCGUGGAGCGUCUGGACUCGUUUGAAAAGGAGUUUAUUGAAUGGAAGGCGUUUCGCAAAGCGGUGGAGUCAACGUCGCCGAAAGUAACUGAGGCGGCGAAACAGAUUAUGGCGGAGAGUAUGAAGGAGGUAAAAACGACUAAGGUGAACUUGGAUAACCCGUUGACGCCUGAGGAGUUCACGGAGUUGAAUCAGUUCUAUGCCAAGCAGAAGAUGAAGGAUAUAGUUUUCGAGAACUUACUGUACAUCAACACUCCGAAUGAUCUGAUGCAGCAUGCGGAGACUGUUUUUCGACAGUACCUUGUGCGCAUUGCCCGUCGGGUGCGACACUUGAGCCAUGCACCGUAUGGCCUCUCACAAAUGCCGGGAAUUCAAAAGCUGAAGAAGUGGUACCAGUGGAGUUUUCAUGAUGUCCGCAGCACUCCAGUGCCGACGUGCCGGGACGGGUGCUAUCGGUGCGACCGCAUGGUGCGGCGCGUUUUUCUGCGACACUACAAUGUCAGCUCACUCAUUACCGAUGGAAUGAUCGAGUUUGCUAAGCGCGAGGGGUGGGUAAAUGUAGACGAAGAAGUGAUACGCACAUAUGAUGAGCUGCAGCACUUCUUCGAAGAUUUUUGCCUGGGUCGCGUCCGUCUUCGCUUUUUGGUCGGCAAUUACAUGUAUCUUUCGACAAAAAUUCUGGGUGUAUCACGAGAGGAAAGCGCUGUGAAUGAUCCUGAGGGGCUCACAGUUCCUAUCUUCUUGGACCACAAUCCGGAGGAUUUUGUAGGGCAGAUCUGCAAGAAAUGCUCGCUGUUGGUGCUCACAAAGUGCGCAAUCAAGGUAGCCCAGGCAACCUACGAUGCGGAGAUUGAGCUGAAGGUGGCUGGCGUCCCUGAUUUGGUGUUUGUUGGGGUGCCAUGUAUCACAUACGACAUUAUUUGUGCAAUGCUGGAGGAUGCUGUCUGUGCAAAUAUAAAUCGCCAGGAGCGGACAGGCAAACCGUGCACAAAAAUUGAAGUCACGCUUGCGCAGUGGCCGACAAGCAAGCGUUUUGUACUGCGUGUAUCUGACACGGCGGGUGGAAUGACAUUGCGCCAGGCUUCGAUGCAGCUGUCCUGCUGGUCUCUCUACGGAAAUAUCCAGAGCCAUAAUCAGGAUUCGAUCUCGACGUGGACCUCGAGUCCGAUUCGGCUACCUUAUGCGUACAACGCCGCACGCGUUAUUGGUGGGAACAUCACACUGGCAUCCAUUGAAGGCUACGGGACUGAUCGGCAGCUAUACCUACCGUCUACCGGGCUUGCUGGUGUGUCGCUGUGA
Molecule: messenger RNA, 1356 nt
Organism: Leishmania braziliensis MHOM/BR/75/M2904
Lineage: Eukaryota; Euglenozoa; Kinetoplastea; Trypanosomatida; Trypanosomatidae
Product: putative pyruvate dehydrogenase (lipoamide) kinase
Exons: 1
Coding region: 1-1356 (451 amino acids)
Biological process (GO): regulation of glucose metabolic process; protein phosphorylation
Cellular component (GO): mitochondrion
Molecular function (GO): pyruvate dehydrogenase (acetyl-transferring) kinase activity
Source: RefSeq, a predicted model, not a curated record